Plasmodium knowlesi strain H is the source of this 357-nucleotide messenger RNA. Its product is annotated as conserved Plasmodium protein, unknown function. NCBI's taxonomy places the organism in Eukaryota, Apicomplexa, Aconoidasida, Haemosporida, Plasmodiidae. The record is from RefSeq and is a predicted model, not a curated record. The transcript has 2 exons. Bases 1 to 357 code for a protein of 118 amino acids.
AUGCAUUUAAGGAAAAGGGAGUUCCCAAAAAAUGACGCCUUCGUAAAGUCGAGCGAGAUGGGAGAAACUUCCAUGUGCGUGGAAGAUGAAAUUUUCUCCAAUUCCACCUUGUCUGAUGCUGAAAGUUGCUAUAAGUUUUGGAAAAACGCCGACAGGGGGGACAUUUUUGAAAUAUGCGAAGAGUUCGAAAGUUCGGAAGAUGAAAGUGUUGUAAAGGACAUGGCACAAAAUUUAGGCGCACUCAAAUUGUACUCCAGUGUAGAGACUAACACGGUGCCGGUUAAUAUGGAUACAACGGUGGAGGAUGACACAUGUGUAAAGGACGAAGUGGAGAAUCCCCCAUCACGUGGAAAUUAA